CACUUUUGUACUGUCAUCUUGGACUCAUUUGCAUUCAAAGAGCAUUACCUCACUCCUCUCGCAUCGCAUCUCAUCGGUGCCGUUGAGCUUUCAACAUCUCAAUUUCACUGUACGUUUUGUCGUAUGUGCUGCAGGUAAACCUUCGUAUACUCUGACAAUGGAGGACUUGUUCGCCCGGCUUCAGAAGGUCGGCUCGUCCGCUUCGGACAAACAACAAUCUCCUUCGACAGUCAAGCCUCAAACAUACAGAGAUCCCUCAUUGUCGUCGCCGGUCUACUCAACUGCGCCAUUUGCGCCACAGCCUCAUCGCUCUUCCAGUAUUCCGAGUCCCAAUUUAUCUGCCAUGGAUACUCCUCAGCCUGAAGGUGUCGGGACACAAACGCGUGCUACAGAUUUGCUUAGCCUUCUGAAGUUCCGGCCAUCUCCUGGUUCUGCUUCGACUCUUCCGACGAGUACUUUCGAACAUAGAUCGACUCCACUGGACACAAAAACAGGUGGCACGAAAGGUCGUGUCAGCUCGACUGCGGACCUAAUUUCGCAGUUCAACCGUCCGCCCAAUACCUCACAGCCUCUGUCAACGUUCGCGCCAGCCGCAAGCCAGCUUGAGCUUCGUGAUGAGGAGCCCGCCUCUUCUAGCAGUCCCCAAGACUUCUUACUCAAACUGCUAAACCAAGCUCCCCCGAAAUCCAGCUUAGCUGAGUCCUCUCUACCCCCAACUCGCUUUGUUAAAGGGAGCGGUUUGCAAAGUGAAGGAAUCUCUGAUCUGCAUUCAAGUGCUGGCCUUAAGACUCAGAGGUCGCCCUCUGGCUCAGAGUAUAAAUCCAAAUCUCCGCUCAAAGAAACACACCGCGAAACAAUCUCAGAAGCACUGGGCAGCGUGGGUGAAGUGGUCGAGAAGCAGUUUGGGCAAGCAAUGGUCCAAGAGACGUCCAAAACGAACGGCGACAGUGAGCCCAAGGUGUCGGAAGCAGCCCAGCCAAUCAAAGCGGAAACAAAUUCCGAUAUAGAGGUUGAUGAUAGGCGUAAAGUAGAGGAGCGGGGUGCGUCGAACUCAACGACUGCUGUUAUCGAGGAGAUAAUAGACCCAGUUUCUAAGCCUACAGAGGCCGAGGACUGGGAGGCAGCGGCCAGGAGAGGUGCUACAACGUACACUUUACCUAUGCAACCCUUCAAGUCCAUAAUCAUACGACAAUUUGAGAAAAACCCGCCAUUAUUCCCACCAAGCAUGACUUUGGAUAUUGCUCGUGUCAAGCGUCCAUUCGAUCAAAUCGACCGCAACCUCGUGGCCGCUACACCAAAUCUCAUGAUCUACCCGCUUAAAAACGGUGGACUGCGCGUGAUUCGCCAGGAAACUGGCGUACACAAAGAAGUUUUCAAACAACUCCCAGAGCGCUUUUUCAAUGUUGCUGUGAGCGCGAAAAAGAAAAUCGGCAUGAAGGAUAUAGAAGUGGUACUGGCAACCGGAGUCGAGGGUUCGGUGCUUUGGGCUCCGUUGUCCAACUUUGCCGCUUCGGACGACGCUGAAGGGGACGAUGCAGACGAAGUGCACGGGCUCAUAUUUCCGCCUGUACCGUCUAGCGAUGAGAAUACUGCCGGUGGUCAGCUAAAGACGCGCGUCAAACUGAGCUGCCGCCACCCGGAAUACUUUGCGUACGGCCGGGGCAAAUCUAUAUAUAUUGUCUACCCAAGAGUCGCUCGCAGCCCAGCAUACUGCGACCCCAAAACACAUGUUUGCAAUAGCGAGAAAUACCUUAAAGAGCACAUGCUACGGAUUUCCACGGGCAAGGCCGGCAAAGACUUCAUCUUCAGUUCCGAUGACAGCCUUAUCAUUUCGUUGGACAAAGCCGGCCGCCUCAAAUUUUGGGAUAUUCGCAAUCUUGUUAAUGAGGGCAAGGAAAAGAAUGAUGCUGUCGCCGUGCCUCUGGAUGUCAAAGUCCCAUUGAUGACAUUAGCAACAUGCCCAACCACAGAGAAGUCCUGGCCCACGUCAAUCCAUCUUAUUGAUAAGGACAAGCCAAUGACCAAGGGCCUCGCACUACGCUACGUUAUAAUUGGCCUGAAACAGAACCAUUCGCUUCAGCUCUGGGACCUGAUGCUCGGGAAACCCGUUCAGGAGAUCAACUUUCCACAUGAGCAGGAGUCCGACGCCAUUUGCAGUGUCGUCUUCCAUGCCAAGACAAGCAUCCUAACCGUCGCUCAUCCAACAAGGAAUUCAAUUUAUUUUUUGCAUCUAUCAAUUCCGCAAUACACACUCACUCCGAUGAACCAAUCGAAAUUCAUAUCAAUGGUAGCUGACAAACACGAAAGUCUGCCACCACCUCAGUCCACCAUCAUUGUUAAUGGCAUCCGCGAGUACAAAUUUAGUCUAACGUCUACCAUUCGUAGCAUGGAUAUCCUUGCAGAACCUGGUUCCCACUAUGGUGAUGACAUGCCUGCCUUUGUUUUGUAUAUCAUGCAUUCCCAUGGUAUAUCGGAAGUGAAGGUCGACCGAGCUAUGUUAGGUUUAAGCGAAACCAGCCGCGUGGUUACUGGUACCUCUGCACUUGAUGUCAAGGACGCUAUCAAAGUAGGAAACAUCAGACCUUUACCUCCAGCUAUUGCUGGUGACACAGGUUCUGUAACCUCGGAGACGAUGUCUGUCGCUCCUAGCAACGGUGUUGGAGAGGCGAGGAAAGGAGGACGGAGAGUCGAGCACGCGCCUACUCAAAUUCUAAAGGCCCAGAACAAGGAGGCCGAAUCUAGUACGGAAAAAGCAGAGAAGAAGAGGAAGAAGAAGGAGAAGUCAAAUCCUCAAGGUCAAGAACAGCCCACCAAAGCUCCAGCUGCACCAUCGUUUGCGCCGCUAGAGGAGUUCAGUAAAUCCGCCGCGGAGACUGGUCCAUCUAAAACACGUAUUCUCACGCGUAAACAAAACACGGACACCGAGACUGCAGAUGCAAAGGGCACAGUGGCUUACAGUGAGGUUUUAUCUAGCUCCUCGCAGGACGGUUCCGCUUUGGCACACUCCAUUACGCGCGUGGACUUUAAGGCACUGGAAGCCUUACUAAAAUCCGAGUUUGAAAGCCUACAAGGCGGCAUUACUGAAGACAGAUUAAAGCAAGAUGCUGUGGCAGCCGCACGUCAGGAAGCCGUUCUCAAGGCAGUCUCGAGGACUUUGACAGAAAACGUCGAGGAUUCUCUUACCCGUGUUGUUACAGAUGGCUUAACAAAGAUCGCGAUCAGUCCGCUUAAAGAUAUCAUUGCGUCUACAAUUGACAAGCAGCUAGCAAGUUCCUUCAACCAAGCUAUGAAAGUUGGCGUACCACGCGAGUUGCAAAAGUCCCUACCAGUUGCAGUCAGUCAGACUUUGAAAGACAAGGAUGUGUUGCAGAGCGUUGCGGAGCAAAUAUCUCACAACGUUGCUCAACAAGUAGAUACGCAGUUCAAGGUUGCAAUGCAAAACACGAUCACACCGGCGAUCAGCAAGCUCACUAUUGAGGCGGUUAAGCAAAUGACCUCGGAAAUAGAACGCCGCUUUGGCGAACACAUUCACGCCCAUGAGAUACUUCUGCAGAAAAAUGAGAGCGCUAUUCAAGGGCUGUUCAAGGCCAUUGAAAACUUGCAACGCAUCAUUGUAGAUAUGAGUCAAGUUCAGCGGAAAUGCCAACAAGAGAUCGUGGAAAUGCUAGAGCAGAUUAGGACUGCACCAGUCACGCAAGCACAAUCUACGACCCCAGCUCCUGUUACUCCAGCCAAGCCGAUGCUGUCGCUCGCUGAUCUCGAGCGUGUGGAAAUCCAAAACGCAUUGUCACGGGGUGGAGUCGAAGAGGCUACUUUAAAGUGGAUGCAUUCUGAACGAAAGGUUGAACUCUUUGAUGAAGUAUUUGUUUUUGUAGACCCGCAGUUCCUCAAUACGCUUAGUCCCCUCCUAAUUCUCUCUGUCGCUGCAACUGUAAGCGAGGAUUUCCGCGUUCAUCUUCGUGAGCGGCUUCACUGGGUGGAUCACUGCCUUGGCGCGAUCGACUCUGGCAACGCGAACGAGCUUCAUGAUGUCCUGCCCAACGUUCUGGAUGUCAUAUUGCAGCGAAUUCAACACAGUUAUAUGCAGGCUAGUCAGGUAGACUUUCAAGAUCCAUCACUCAAAAACAUGCAUCUCGUUGCUAGGAAGAUCAAUGAACUAAAAACAAAAGUUUCGACUUAAAUAAGAGAGUUGACCGCGGAUUUGAGCUGUUGAUGGUUAAAUAGAGAUGAAAUUUUGGUGUGUUAGAUGAAGAAGCGCUAUUGACAUUUCUGUCAUGCUGCUCAAAGGCACUAUGCUACAAGUGGAUGGCGAAUUGUAUGUCACUUAACAGCUAUCACAGCGUUGUGCAUUUGUGAUUCUAACGCAGACAUGUGCAUGCGACAGUUUGCUAGGAUCAUGUAGAUUCAUUGCGCAAACCCUGGGCAUAUAUAGUCUAAAUAAGACUUGAGAGUCCUUUACAGCUUCACGUAGUCAAGUCCGCAAUGUUGCAGCUUGCUCGGGCUAUGAGGAGAAAAUGUCCCGAUCUUCCACGGCUUCAAUUGA
Molecule: messenger RNA, 4543 nt
Organism: Verruconis gallopava
Lineage: Eukaryota; Fungi; Ascomycota; Dothideomycetes; Venturiales; Sympoventuriaceae
Exons: 4
Coding region: 158-4180 (1340 amino acids)
Biological process (GO): deadenylation-independent decapping of nuclear-transcribed mRNA
Cellular component (GO): P-body
Molecular function (GO): protein binding
Source: RefSeq, a predicted model, not a curated record